GUUAAAAACUUUCAUGAACUCACAAAGAAUAAAGCUCAUGGAAGACCUAGAAUUCUUAUUCUAGAUGGACAUCAAUCUCAUUUAUCAUUACCUUUUCUCCUUUUCUGUAAAGAGAACAAUAUACAUGUUCUCUGUUACCCCUCUCAUACAACACAUAUUUAUCAAGGAUUAGAUGUUGCAAUUUUUGGCAUUUUAAAAACUGUAUUCUCAGAAGAAAUAAUUAAAUUUGAAGAAGAGACUGGUGUAGAAGUUUGUAAAGCUAACUUUUUACAAGUUUAUACUCCUACACAUAUUAGAGUCUUUACUUCUGAGAAUAUAGUAAAAGCUUUUUCAUGUACAGGUGUUUGGCCAUUUAAUCCAGCAGUAAUUAAUACUAGACUC
Molecule: messenger RNA, 381 nt
Organism: Fomitiporia mediterranea MF3/22
Lineage: Eukaryota; Fungi; Basidiomycota; Agaricomycetes; Hymenochaetales; Hymenochaetaceae
Exons: 1
Molecular function (GO): nucleic acid binding
Source: RefSeq, a predicted model, not a curated record